AUGAAGGUUUACACCGGGACACUUCUGGCAUUAUGCGCGCUUUUUCCCCAAAGUCAUUCCAGUCCUCUUUCCUAUCAUCGUCCACCAACAGUCGUGGGGAGUUUCGAUGAAAUUCGCGCCGCCGAAGCCGUUCAACUAUGCCGCGGCGCCUUGGUGAAUGCCACCCAAGCUGGUGCAGCAUGCCCGCAGCCGCAGCAGGCGGUUUCCAGCUUGCCUCUCUUUGACAAUAUCACAUCUAUGUCGGAGGAUUGUCUCACUCUCCGUAUCGAUCGGCCAGCCUCCACCCCUGCUUCGGCCAAGCUCCCUGUGUUGGUCUGGAUCUACGGUGGAGGGGACACGUUCGGGCAAAUCUACGAUUCAACCUACGACCCGACUGGGCUUGUAACUGGUGCUGCCCAGAAAGGCUUUCCGAUCAUUUACAUUGCCAUGAACUACCGCGUGGGAAUCUUCGGGUUCGCAGACUCUCCCGCACUCGCAGCCAACGACUCUCAGAACGUAGGGUUGCUGGACCAGCGACUGGCGCUCGAGUGGGUGCAGAAGCAUAUCAGUGCCUUUGGAGGUGAUCCGGAGAGAGUCACUAUUGCUGGCGAAAGCGACGGCGCAACAGCUGUAGGCCUUCAGAUUACUGCGUACGGCGGCCGAGGGCACAAAGCCCCCUUCCAGCGCGCCAUCAUGGAAUCGGGCAGUCCCAUGGCCGAUACAGACACAGCCAGCAACAUCUCCGCGGUCCAUACUGCCCAAUUGACUCAGAUUGUCAACUGCACCGCAUCGACCAGCACGGCCGAGCUGCAGUGCCUCCGAGCCCUAUCCAUGCAGCAGCUCAACGUAGCGGCCGUUGCGUACGAGGAUGCAGUGGGCGGCGAUUCGGGCAUGGAUGUCUUCAUUCCGACCUCCCCAUCCAGCUUCAUCCCGGAUAGCCCAUCCAAGCUUCUGACUACUGGUCAAUUUGCCCGCAACAUUGAUAUCCUCGGCGGCUGGAACGAGGACGAUGGUACCUUUUCCACUCUUUCCACAAUUGCCUCCAGCACAGACGUGGCUCUGUUUCUGGCCGCCUCCUAUCCCGCCCUUUCUUCCGCCCACAUCAAGAAAGCCCUGGAUCUGUACCCGGUCUCCGACUUCUCUGGCCUCUCCUCCGAGAACAUCUCGGCGCAGUACUUCCGGGCCAGCCAGAUGCAACGCGACGCCGCCUUCGCCUGUCCGUCGCUCUACAUGGCGCAGAUGAACGCACAGUAUGCCACUGAUCUAGCCACCACAAACUACCUGUUCGCCCUCAACCAAACGUUGUUCCGCACCUGGUACGCGGCCGCCAAUGCGUCCUACCUCGGUGUUUCUCACUUCAGCGACAUUCCGUACGUCUUCAAUCAAGCGCAGGGGAGUCCGCGGUACGCCGCAUACGCCACUGCAGCAGACCGCACCCUCUCUUCAGAGAUUAGCGGGAGCUGGGCUGCCUUUGCGACUUUCGGGUCGCCCUCGCACGGCAAUGGUACUAUCACUGGAUGGAAGGGGUUCACAGCCUCUCCUUCCUCUCUUUCGGCUGCUACUCCUGGUGCUGAAUCUUCUCACAGGAGCCAUGUCACGAACCAGGAUGACGAUCAUUACUAUAUGCAGGUCAUUGGGGGACCGGACAGUGGGAUCCGACAGAUUGGGAAGAACGUCACUCGGGGUGGCUACGAGGAACUUGCUGCCCGGUGCGCAUUCUGGACCUCUCGCGAGAUCGUCGAGGCACUGCAGGUUUGA
Aspergillus homomorphus CBS 101889 is the source of this 1737-nucleotide messenger RNA. RefSeq names its product carboxylesterase family protein. The record is from RefSeq and is a predicted model, not a curated record. The transcript is spliced from 2 exons. NCBI's taxonomy places the organism in Eukaryota, Fungi, Ascomycota, Eurotiomycetes, Eurotiales, Aspergillaceae. The coding region runs from base 1 to 1737 and encodes 578 amino acids. Gene Ontology annotation, molecular function: carboxylic ester hydrolase activity.